Messenger RNA from Mytilus trossulus (common blue mussel), 1485 nucleotides. RefSeq names its product orexin/Hypocretin receptor type 1-like. Gene Ontology annotation, cellular component: plasma membrane. Gene Ontology annotation, molecular function: neuropeptide receptor activity. The record is from RefSeq and is a predicted model, not a curated record. Lineage: Eukaryota; Metazoa; Mollusca; Bivalvia; Mytilida; Mytilidae. The coding region runs from base 207 to 1412 and encodes 401 amino acids. The transcript has a single exon. Gene Ontology annotation, biological process: neuropeptide signaling pathway.
CCGCGCCUGCGUGAACUCUUUUACACUAUUUAGUUUCAUAUCGCGUCGUACAUUUUGUUUAUCAAGGGUAAUCUAAUUUUUUCGUGUCUUAUUAUUUCCGUGUUAAUCUCAAACUUUCAGUUUAUAACAAUGUAAAGAACACUUGAGUUUGAAGUAGUAAAUUAAUUAUUGGUUCCGGGAAGGAUUGACACGUUACAGUUAGUUCGAUGAGUCUAUUGCAAACUAUACAUUGCAUAUCCAACUCAUCGUAUACAACAAAGUACAGAAACAUGAAUACUAGCACAAAUUUUGAUGAUGCCUUAGAAGAUAUCAAACGACGAGCUUUUCUAUUGUAUUGGAAUGAACUAACAUCAGAGUAUCUUUUACCAAAUACCAUAGUUUUGGCUAUGUACCUAUUAAUCGGAUUAGCUGGAAACAUAGCUGUCAUUCUUGUAUACCAAUUCGGUUUAGAUAAAAAGACAGAUGGAAGAUAUUUUAUAGUGCCACUGGCAUGGAUCGAUACGACCGCUUUAAUAGUAACAGCAGCGUUUAACCUUACUAGAAACAUGAAGCCAGUCAUAUUCCCUGGACAUGGAGCCUGCAAACUGCUUAUAUAUUUGAGUUACGUUACAACUUGCACUUCACUUUUUCUUUUGAAUGCCAUUGCAGUGCAGCGAUAUUUGAAAAUAUGCAAACCAUUUGGUUCACAAAUGAAUAUGCUAUGGAAACGUUUUUCUGUUCUUAUUUGUACCAUUGCGUCAGUUCUGUUGUACAUACCUGUGUUGUUUUACUAUGGAGUUGUAGAAACCAUUAACCAUUCUCUUGGUAACAUCAGUGGACAUCAAUGCAACAAACUCCCUGGUACCCCAGGCCAGCUGAGAGGACUGAAAAUAUUCCAAGGAUUUGGAUUUUUUGUCACAAUUACCAAUGUUGUUACAAUAACUGUACUAUACAUUUGUAUAACAAUAUCAAUAGUAAAGCAACUAAAGAGGAUGAAAUUUGUAAAAGUGAGGAGAGAUAACGUUAUAGUUACUACAUCAGACGCAACAGGACAAACAUAUGUUCCAAAAAUCCAAGUAAAUCUACAGUCAGCGACAAGUGAUACGGAAAUUUCAAUGGAAACCUCUACUCGAAUGAAUGAAAUUAAAGAACAUACAACUAAAUCUGCUACAAAGAAAUCGACUUUUAGAAUAUCUUUUAUGUUUAUGACCAUUUCCAUCGUUGCAUUUCUUGCAUACUUGCCAUCAUGGACAUUUAUAGUGAUUGAAACGAAUAACCCUGCAUUUUGGAAAAGUCUUCCUCCUACUGCAUUUCAUAUUUGUCUAACCUUGCGUCGAAUGUACAUGAUUAAUCAUUUUUGUAAUCCAUUUAUAUAUGGUGCAUUUGAUUAUUCUUUCCGUGAAAAGAUAAAGAAGAUGUUUUGCAAAAAGUGAUCAAGAAAAAUGCAAAGAUCCCGUUUGUUAUGAACACAAAAAUUUUCAAAGAUAAUAAACUUAUAUUGUGUAA